CCUGUAUAUGCGGUUUCUUGUAAAACCAAUACUACUUUAGAGAUGUCUCUUGAGGAUGGAAUCUUGAAAGAUUCCAACAAUAGAAUUGGUUGCAUUGUUGGAAGUCGUCAAUUUCAAUUUGAUGGACCAUUGCCUCAGCAUGGUGCCAUUUAUGCUGCCGGUUGGUCCAUAACUAAUAAGGGACAAUUGGCCUUGGGUAAUUCAACUCUCUUCUAUCAGUGCUCUUCGGGAGAAUUUUAUAAUUUAUACGAUCAACCAAUUGCUUAUCAAUGCAGUCCCGUUUCAUUAGAUGUUGUUGAAUUAAUCGAUUGC
Molecule: messenger RNA, 312 nt
Organism: Hyphopichia burtonii NRRL Y-1933
Lineage: Eukaryota; Fungi; Ascomycota; Pichiomycetes; Serinales; Debaryomycetaceae
Gene: PIR32
Product: Pir32p
Biological process (GO): fungal-type cell wall organization
Cellular component (GO): fungal-type cell wall
Molecular function (GO): structural constituent of cell wall
Source: RefSeq, a predicted model, not a curated record